Lactuca sativa (garden lettuce) is the source of this 817-nucleotide messenger RNA. RefSeq names its product 21 kDa protein. Gene Ontology annotation, molecular function: enzyme inhibitor activity. The record is from RefSeq and is a predicted model, not a curated record. Gene Ontology annotation, biological process: negative regulation of catalytic activity. NCBI's taxonomy places the organism in Eukaryota, Viridiplantae, Streptophyta, Magnoliopsida, Asterales, Asteraceae.
AAUAACCCAAUGCAUCACUUCCACUUGCUCUAACAAAAUCAAAAUGGAAACCAAAACACUCAUCCUUAUCGCACUCUUCUGCCUCGCCGGAACCACAGCCUUCGCAGCCGUCAAACCCACUUCCAACUACAUCAAAUCUUCUUGCGCCACCGUCACCUACCCUGCUCUAUGCGAACAGUCCCUUACCCCCUUCGCCAAAACCAUCAAACGCAGCCCAUCUCAGUUAGCCCGUACGGCGUUGGCCGUGAGCUUCAAGCAAUCUCAGUCGACUCAGGCUUACCUCAACAAGCUCAAGAGAUUCAAAGGGUUGAAACCCCGUGAGAGAUCCGCCAUCGGAGACUGCUUAGAAGAAGUGAGUGACAGUUUGGACCGGGUCAGCAAAUCCAUCAAUGAGCUCAAGACCUGUGACCGGGUCAAGGGUCAGGAGUUCACAUGGCAUAUGAGUAAUGUCCAGACAUGGGUUAGCUCUGCACUCACUGAUGAGAACACUUGUAUGGACGGGUUCGGGGGUCGGGCCAUGGAGGGUCGGAUCAAGACUUCGGUUCGGGCUCAGAUCACGAGUGUUGCCCAUGUUACUAGCAAUGCUCUAGCCCUAGUUAACAGCUUUGCCCAGAAGAAACAUUAGUGGAUGAUGACCGGGCCGGGUCUGGGUCCCAAAUCCAAAGUGAUGUUUUUUUUUUUUUAUUUACUUUUUUGUGUUAUAAACUAAAGUAGUAGCCCAUUUGGGUCGGAUCUUGUUUAAUAUGGAAGAUGUAUAAAUACUAUAUAUAUGUAUACUUUUGUCUUUAACAUAAAUGUGAGCUUGUAAAAUUAUUAA